Papaver somniferum (opium poppy) is the source of this 567-nucleotide messenger RNA. RefSeq names its product serpin-ZX-like. NCBI's taxonomy places the organism in Eukaryota, Viridiplantae, Streptophyta, Magnoliopsida, Ranunculales, Papaveraceae. Gene Ontology annotation, molecular function: serine-type endopeptidase inhibitor activity. The coding region runs from base 1 to 567 and encodes 188 amino acids. The transcript is spliced from 2 exons. The record is from RefSeq and is a predicted model, not a curated record.
AUGGAUCUGAAACAAAAUGUAAACCCUCUUUCAUCCAAGACUCAUGGAUCAUCCAGAAAAGAAAUCGUAAGAAAAAGCGUCAAUUCAUGCAUGAAACUUGCUAAAGACUUGUGGUUAAGCGAAUCCAAGAAUGACAAUCUUGUAUUCUCUCCGUUCACGAUGGGCACUGCUCUUGGGUUAUUAGCUUUUGGAGCAAGUGGUGAAACCUUAAAACAGUUACUAGAGUUCCUCAAUUGUGAAAGCCUCGACACUCUAAAUUCUAGUCAUUCUCAGCUUAUUGAGAUGUUGCGCAAAUCACAAGCAGGACCUAAAGGUCCUAAACUGUCUUUCGUUGGCGGUUGUUGGGUCAGCUCCUCACUUAAACCUUCUUUCCAAGAAGUUGUACAUGCAGUUUACAAAGCCGAAGCAGAGACCGUGGAUUUCGAAAAUAAGAGCGGAGAAGUGCUGAAGAAGGUGAACACAUGGGCUUCAAAGGAAACUAAUGGAUUAAUUCAGAAUAUUCUACCUGAUGAUGCAAUCAAUAAAUAUACCAAGUCUAUAUUUGCGGAUGCACUCUAUUUCAAAUGA